AUGGUUGCAGAAGACCGCCAACGUCUCCUCGCAGACGACCCCUCUUCCUUCCUCGAAGAAGACACCACCAACACUUAUACCCCCUCUUCAACAAAACAAACAAUCGCCCUCCCAGUGGUCGGGAUGACAUGCAUGUCCUGCGUUAACGCCAUCACCUCCGUUGUCUCGGCCAUGCCAGGGAUCGACAACAUCCUCGUCUCCCUCAAGCAGCACCAGGCUACUGUUGACUUUGAUGCCUCUGUUGUUUCUGUGGCCCAGGUCGUGGAGGCUAUUGAAGAUUGUGGGUUUGAUGUCCCCUUCGAUCUCAGCUCCCUCCCUCCUUCUUUUGCUGCAUGCGAGAAGAGCGGAGAUGUAAAACAGGCGACCACAACAAAUCCCUCUUCAAAGUCAGUCACACCCGCAUCUUCCGCAACAUUUACAACCAUCGAGAUACCCUCGACACGCCAGAAGGUGCGGACGGCACAACUCUCGGUUCAAGGUAUGACCUGCGCGUCCUGUGUAGCAUCCAUCGAACGAUCCCUCAAGGGCACUCCCGGACUUGUAUCCAUCAAGGUUGCACUUCUGGCCGAGCGUGCGACGAUUGAGUAUGUCGAGGGCCAGACGUCCCCUCAGGCCGUUGCUGACUUGAUUGAGGAGAUUGGAUUCGAGUCUGCACCGAUUCAGUCCAACCAUACCCGUCGUCGCCGUCGCAACCGUAACCGUGGAAGCAAUAGCGGUGGACAUUGUGGAGGUGGAAUUGUCCCUCAGGAGAGUGAGGGCGAGGAUGAGGAUGAUGAUGAGAUGGUGAGCACGGUGGACCUGCAGAUCUUUGGGAUGACCUGCGCCAGCUGCGUCAACGCCAUCGAGACCGAGCUCCGUAAACUGCCCGGCAUUCUCUCCGUCGCCGUCAGCUUAACCCUCCAAACCGCCAAAAUCGAGUACGAUGAUCAACUCCUGGGGGUCCGCAAUAUCGUCGAACGGGUUGAGGAUCUGGGAUUCGAUGCCCUUUUGGCUCCUGAGCGGUCUCAGAACGCGCAGAUUGAAUCGCUGGGACGAACCAAAGAGAUUACGGAAUGGAGGCGGGCGUUGAGGGUUAGCGUGGCGUUUGCGUUCCCGGUCUUUUUGGUGUCGAUGAUCUUUCCGAUGUUUGCGUGGGGGAGGGAGUUCUAUGCGACGCCUGUAGGGUUGGGGAUUGUGUUGGGCGAUUUGGUGGCGCUGGUGUUGACCAUUCCCGUGCAGUUUGGGAUUGGGAGAAGGUUUAUUGUGAGUGCUUACAAGUCGUUGAAGCACGGUGUGGCCACUAUGGAUGUGCUGGUUUGUUUGGGCACCUUGUCGGCAUUUACGUUUUCGGUCUUCUCGAUGCUUUAUACCCUCUUCUCGUCGGACCAUCCCAAGGCGACAGUAUUCUUUGACACGUCGAGCAUGUUGAUUACCUUUGUCACCUUUGGACGGUACCUCGAGAACAUGGCCAAGGGCAAGACCUCAGUUGCUCUCUCGAAACUCAUGCGACUCACUCCUCCAACUUGCACUAUCUACGUCCUUGACCCGGUCACUGGAGAACGUCUCUCUGAGAAACAGAUCGCAUCCGAGUUGAUCCAGAAAGGCGAUCUCAUCAAAGUCGUCCCCGGUGACAAGAUCCCUACCGACGGAGUCGUCGUCUCGGGUCAAUCCACUGUCGACGAGAGUAUGGUCACCGGUGAAGCCAUCCCUAUUAACAAGACUGUCGACUCCUUGGUCAUUGGUGGAACUGUCAAUGGACUCGGUACCUUUGAUAUGGAAGCCGUCCGUGUCGGGUCAGAAACUGCCCUGGCUCAGAUUGUCCAACUCGUCGAGGACGCUCAGACUUCCAAGGCACCCAUCCAAGCCUACGCCGACAUGAUUGCAGGCUACUUUGUCCCCACUGUCAUCUUUGCCGCCCUUUUGACAUUCGUCGUCUGGAUGAUCCUCUCACAUACUCUUUUGGCCGACAAGUUGCCUGGCAUGUUCAUCAAGGAGCCCUCAAAGCUCGUCGCCUGUCUCAAGUUGUGUAUCUCGGUCAUUGUUGUCGCCUGUCCUUGUGCUCUCGGCCUUGCGACUCCUACUGCGGUCAUGGUUGGUACGGGCGUUGGCGCUCAGCAUGGAAUCCUGAUCAAGAGCGGAACUGCGUUGGAGCAAGCGCAAAAGAUCACAAAGGUUUUGUUUGAUAAGACGGGUACCCUUACCGUUGGAAAACUCACCGUCGCCAGCUGGAGUCUUCAAACCCCUGCACCUGCUGCUGCUUCGACCAACAACACCAGUGGUUCCUCCUCCUCUUCAAGCGCAGCAUCAUUGGAAUCCCUGACGGACAAGGACCUCUUCACAAUCGUCGGCGCCGCAGAAUCCUCGUCCGAACACCCCCUCGGCCGCGCCAUCGCCUCUUACGCCAAAGAGCAACUCUCCUCCUCGAACUUUGCGGCCACCGUAUCCGAAUUCUCGGCCAGCACCGGCCAAGGCAUCGAAUGCACCGUCGCCCUCCCCUCCUCCCCCUUCUCCUACCGCGUCACAAUCGGCAACAAAUCUUGGCUCACCGACCGCCAAAUCUCCCUGCCCACCGACACCCUUACCCAGGACCAACACUCCCAAGAACGUCUGGGCCGCACCACAAUCCUCGUCGCCCUCAACUCUCAUUUCAUCGGCUGGAUCUCGCUUUCAGACACCAUCAAGCCCGAAUCCGCCCGCACCAUCGCCCGCUUACAACAAAUGGGCAUCCAAGUCGCAAUGGUCACCGGCGACCAACCCCUCGUGGCCCAAGUCAUUGCAUCCGAAUGUGGAAUCACCUCACAAAACGUCCACGCUGGCGUCUCGCCUGCCGGAAAAACCGCCCUCGUCCAACGGCUCCAAGAAGAAGACGGCCACGUCGUCGCCAUGAUCGGCGAUGGUAUCAACGAUUCCCCCGCUCUGGCUCAAUCUGACCUUGGCAUCGCUUUGGUAUCCGGUACAGAUAUCGCCAUGGAGGCCGCAGAUAUGGUCCUCAUGCGCUCCGAUCUCACAGACGUUGUCGCAGCAAUCGACCUCUGCCGAACCAUUUACCGCCGGAUCCGCUACAAUUUCGCUUGGGCCUCCAUCUACAACAUCCUGGGCGUCCCCCUGGCCAUGGGAGUCCUCCUUCCCUGGGGAUACCAUAUCCACCCGAUGCUGGCCGGGUUAAUGAUGGCAGCCUCGAGCGUGAGUGUAGUGCUUUCGAGUCUGAUGCUGAAGCGGUGGAAGAAACCUGUGGUCGAGGACCCGACAGAGAAGGAGAAGCGGGAGCGGUUGAGAGAGGAAAGGUUGGCGGAGCGCGCGGCCAUGAUGCGUGCUCAUUGGACCCGUCAAUUGGGCGGUGGCACUUCCUCGACUGUUUCUGGUGGCAAGACCAAGGGCAAGGGCGACUAUGUCCGUGUUGGAGAUAAGGAUAACGACCUCGAGAUGGACCAGAUCGUCUAA
Molecule: messenger RNA, 3420 nt
Organism: Linnemannia hyalina
Lineage: Eukaryota; Fungi; Mortierellomycota; Mortierellomycetes; Mortierellales; Mortierellaceae
Source: the annotation of a GenBank genome assembly